UAAAUUCGGUGUGCGAUCGUCGUGUUGCCUAAUAGACAAUAGACAAGUGAAUACAAUAUGACGACGAUAAAUGUCGAUAAGACGUGCUGUGUGUUAUCAACUUCUCCACAAGAUCGUGAGGAAACGUCUCUUUUGACCGACUGCGAUAUUAAUAAAAUAUUGGAAUGCAAAUUCGGUAAAGGUAACUCUCGACUUGUUGACUGGAAAUUGGAGUCUCUGGAGGGAGCGAAAGGUUUCCUGGGCCAAUAUUAUCAUCUUUACAUUAAAGCGCAAAUCGACGGUAAGACGCAAAGUUUGCAGUUCUUCGCUAAAACUCCACCGCCGUCUCACAGCCCGCAGUUCAAAUUUCUGCAACGGUACGACACGUUCAACAAAGAGAUUAUGGUUUAUACGGAUUUGAUGCGGCGAAUGGGUGCGGGUGGAUUGCUAAAGUGGAAGGUAGAGUGUUACCUUUGCAAACGAAACGUCAUUAUCGUUCUAGAGGAUGCGUCGAUAGACGGUUAUGCUACGUUGGACAAAUACAUACCGUACGACGAAGAGCACUGCGUUUGGGCACUGAGAGCUCUUUCAAGGCUCCACUCGAGAUCUCUGUUACUGGAUGAAAGACUUCGUCGGGAGAACGGUCGGACCAUCUUCGAUCUUUACGGACAACGACUGAACGAGGUACUCUUUGUCGAGGGGGACGACAGAUCGGAAAAGGUCCUCACCUCCAGUAUUAUAGGCUUCUGUGCUGCGGUCGAUUUCAUCGACGAACUUGAUGAUAAAAGAAAAAUCGUUGUUAAACGACGAAUUACUGAAUGGUCUCGAAAAAUAUUUCAAUUAUUGGCACCAUCGAAGAAAUAUAGAAAUGUCAUCUGUCAUCGCGACGUUUGGGCAAAUAAUAUUAUGUUCCGACACGACCUAGAAGGCAAUGUAAACGGCAGUUACUUAAUAGAUUGGCAGUUUCUCUCUUUUUGUCCUCCGGCUGUAGAUUUUGCGUGUUGCCUGUAUCUAACCACUGAUCGAAAUACUAGAGAUCGUCAUUUCGAUUCCUUCGCUAGAAUUUAUCACGAUUCGUUCGCUCAAGGUUUAGCAGAAGAGGGUCUCGAUGUAGAGAAUUAUUUAUCCUGGACGACAUUUCGAAAGAGUUACGCAGAAGCAAGGAACAUAGCGAUUGUUUAUGCUGCUCUCAAUCAGCAAAUAAUGCUGCUGUCCGAUGAGACAGCCAAGGACUAUUUUUGUGACUCGAUCGAACAACUUGAGCAAGUUUUGUACGGGAAGGAACGUGCAGAAAUUGUGCGCUAUCAAUGUGAAAAGGAGCCAGUAUAUAAGGCGCGUCACGUUGAACUUUUACAUGAAGUCAACGAACGUUUACCUGAACAUCCGCCGAAUCUGUAAUUUUUCUAGAUUGUGUGAUGCGAUAUAUUCAGACGCUGCUUUACGAUAAAAAAUAAAAUUGAUUGUGAUAAAAGAUUGGAAUCGUGCCAGGUACGAACCUAUCGUCGAUACCUUAUUUCCAAUUUUUAAUCGCUCACAUUUUAUUGCCCAAGUUUUGAAAAUCGUGUCGUUAUAUCAUUCAAAAGAAAUAUGCCCGUUUAAGUAGAACUAAAAGAAUUUCCCAAUUCAUAUGUUAAUAAUGUAAUAUAAAUCGUUUAUUAAUAUUAAUUAUUUGGAAAAGUUGUUUAUUGUUCAUUUUCAUAUUAUGCAUAAUAUAAAAAAACGUUUAUAUAAUUUUCUUUUAUGAUUAAAAUGUAUUCUUCCAUGAAAAAUAUCUGAAGUGAAGCAAUGUACACACGUAAAAAAUGUAAAACACCUUGGGUCUCGAGAUAGUUUGACAGUAAAACAUAUAUUGGAUAGGCAAAGAAAUAUUGGAAUCUCUGCUUUCAGUUGUAAUUGAUGAUAGAGAAAUGUUUCCAAUGCAAAUGAACGUAUAAAAGCUUUUUUCAUGAGUAUUUCAUUUUUCAAACGCCAUCAUUACGUCUCGUUUCUCCAUCUUGAGAGUCUCCUUCAACUGCAUAUUCAUUAGCACAUGAGUAAAAUAUGUAAAAUAAGUAAAGUUCUAUAUUAUAUCAUUGUUUAAAUAUUGUAUAAUUUUGUAAUUUUUACCUUUAUAACCGAUUAUUGCAUAUUUAGUUCAUUAAAGAGAAUAAUUAUCUUCUUUUAAUCAACUUAUAUUGUAUUUAUUCAAUUAUAUUAAUCUUUACUCAACAUACAGUCAUUAGAAAAACUAAUUCUGUGGUUAAAAGCGUUGUGUGAUGUAGCACUUUGUAAACUUAAACGAGACCAUCAUUCCGUGUUACGUCAGACUAACUUUGUCAUGAAAAGAAAAAGGGAUUACGCUGCGUAAUAAACUUUAGACAAGUCGGUUAGAAAAGAAAGCGUGAGGAAAGAAAAAUCUAGUACUUAAGAUGAAUUCAUGUUAUUGGCAUUAUAUAUUUACAUUAUAUACAUUUGUACAUAAUAGAGUGAGAGAGAGAGAGAGAGAGAUUUUUAAUUAACUUGUUAAUUUAUUGUAAAUUUAUGCACCUUAUACGUAAAGUUAUAAUUAUCUAAAGAACGAAACAGCAGUUGAGUCAUUCUCAUCUCAUUUAAAUUCAAAUAACUGAAAGAAAAUGCGAUUUUACAUUUUAUACGCGUAUUAAAAGUUGCAUGAAAUCCUACUAAAUAUUUUUUAAAAAUUUUAUAAGACGUUUAUAAUAAAGACCGUAUACGUCGAAGAUUAAAUACGUUUAAUGAAAGAUACGACUUUUGAAUAAUGUAUAAUAAUUAAAUAAAAUAUUUAAUACAUUUUUUUGUACAACUUUUUUUUAAUGGCAAAGUUGUCGUUUACGCGACCAUUGAUACUUGCGAGGUAUCUUAGCGAUAAAAUGAUGAAGAACGGCCAGACUUAAUGACCCGCGACGUUAUAUCGAAUUAAAGCGGAAGUUCCUUUUAUUGCCAGCUAUUUAAAGCGCACGUAAUCACCCUUGCGACGUUACUAAUGAUAUACUUGCCAACGUAAACUAUCCCGACCGUCUACGGUUUAGAUAUUUAGAGACUGCAAAUAGUUAUUGCGUUGACUAUAGCUUAAUUGACUAUAUAACCGCGAUAUAACUUGCUGAAUACAGAUUAAACUUGAUCUAUCUCGCUGAUUUUCACUCGACGGCAGGUAUGAAGCGCCGCUAUCUAGAAUAGUGUUAUGAUUUCAUUAUACACAGCAAUGUGCAUCUCUCUCUCUCUCUCUCUCUUUAACGUUGGAAUAAAGAAUUCAAUCUUUUAUAAUAGAAUUUGCGGGAGUGUAUCAACUACCGCAUCGUUAUGUGAAUUUUACUGUGAAUUUUUAUCAAAUCUUUUAUCGAUAUCCAUUUAAAUUUCAAAUACAAUGUCUUUUGUAAUAUUUUUAUUAAUCUAAGCAGAUAAAUCUCUGGUUGUCGUAAAUGUAAGUGAAACUUAUCCCAACAACUGCUAAAUAUUCGUUACAUCGAUUCAAAUGACUGCUCAAAAGACAAAUGGAGUAAACACCUUCAGUCGACAAUCGCAUAAUUCGUUUUGUCUAUUCGAAUAAAAGACAAUCGUAUAAGCAAAACUUUCGAUCGUUCAUGAUAUAUACAUUGAUCUCUUGAAAUACUAGGGUAGCGGGAGCACUGUUUAUGCGAAAUCCUGUGGCUCGUGGUGGUGAGAACGAAGAGCGCAGGCGUCCGGAGUCCUGUGGCGGCAAGCGAACUCCGAUUUUCUCUAGUGUCGCGUCAACUGCCGCUGGAGAGUCGUGUGCUUCGCACCCUGCCGGCUGUGCAUAACAACCCCUUCUUUGCGUGGCUUCACCACGUUCGCUACUUUUCGUUAAAAGUUAAGAGUGGAAUUAAAAACUUACUUCCGAGGUCCGAAUUUGCGUUGCGCGAGCAAUCGCGCGUACAGCUGAGUUUUAAAUACCUUCUUUCUUAACAUUGUGUAACUUGGUGUAAUGAAACUCCUCUCGCGCCUUUCUGUUCCCGUAUGCUAGAAUGAAUAUGCGUCGUGACACACGCAAUUAAUUCAAGAUUUAUAAAGGAUUAAUCAAUACAAAGGAUGACAAUCUCUUCGUGAUCGGAGUUCCAAUCUCAUGAUCAGACUUGAAAUUUCAAUUUACAAAUAAGGGGCCGUGAAUGAGAGUGCGCGAUUGGAAAGGCGGGCAUUGUGCGUGCGUUUUGUAGGAACGCAAUUGUCCAAU
Solenopsis invicta (red fire ant) is the source of this 4165-nucleotide messenger RNA. RefSeq lists its product as uncharacterized. Lineage: Eukaryota; Metazoa; Arthropoda; Insecta; Hymenoptera; Formicidae. The coding region runs from base 58 to 1377 and encodes 439 amino acids. The record is from RefSeq and is a predicted model, not a curated record. The transcript has a single exon.